Messenger RNA from Triticum turgidum subsp. durum (durum wheat), 990 nucleotides. Lineage: Eukaryota; Viridiplantae; Streptophyta; Magnoliopsida; Poales; Poaceae. The record is from the annotation of a GenBank genome assembly.
AUGCAGACCGAGGCGCGGGUGGGCGGCGUGGCCCUCGACGGCCGCGGCGCCGUCUCGGCCUCCCCCCGCCAGGAGCAGCAGCAGCGCCACAUCGGCACCGCCGCGCACCUCGCCGCCGGGGGCUUCGCCGGCGUCGUCAGCAAGACCUGCACCGCGCCCCUCGCCCGCCUCACCAUCCUCUUCCAGGUGGCAGGUAUGCAUUCAGAUGCUGCAGCUCUAAGGAAGUGUAGUAUAUGGCACGAGGCUUCGCGGAUUGUUCGAGAAGAAGGAUUUGGGGCAUUUUGGAAAGGCAAUCUUGUCACCAUUGUACAUCGAUUACCUUAUUCCGCCAUGAGCUUCUAUUCUUAUGAACGAUACAAAAAGCUUCUCGGAAUGGUGCCUGGCCUGGAUGACCCAAAUUAUGUUAGUGUCGUACGUUUACUUGGUGGUGGUCUAGCGGGAGUGACAGCUGCAUCUGUAACUUACCCGUUGGAUGUUGUUCGAACUCGUUUGGCAACACAGAAAACCACCAGGUAUUACAAGGGCAUCUUUCAUACGUUGUCCACAAUUUGUAGAGAAGAGAGUGGGAGAGGAUUGUAUAAAGGCCUUGGGGCCACGUUAUUGGGAGUUGGACCGGGUAUAGCAAUCAGCUUUUAUGUAUAUGAAUCCUUGAGGUCUCAUUGGCAAAUGGAAAGGCCGAAUGAUUCCAAUGCCGUUGUGAGCUUGUUUUCUGGGAGUCUAUCUGGUAUUGCAGCGUCGACAGCUACAUUUCCUCUUGAUCUUGUAAAGCGACGUAUGCAACUACAUGGGGCGGCUGGGGCAUCACAAAUCGAAAAAUCAAGCAUAACUGGAACCAUCCGCCAAAUCCUUCAAAAGGAAGGUCCUCGUGGCUUCUACCGAGGCAUAGUCCCGGAGUACCUGAAGGUUGUUCCUAGCGUUGGAAUCGCCUUCAUGACCUAUGAGGUAUUGAAAAGCAUGCUCUCCAGCAUUGAUGGGGAUGAUGAGAACUAA